Molecule: messenger RNA, 2958 nt
Organism: Trichobilharzia szidati
Lineage: Eukaryota; Metazoa; Platyhelminthes; Trematoda; Strigeidida; Schistosomatidae
Source: the annotation of a GenBank genome assembly
CUCAAAAGGGAUGCUAACAUGCUAGAAAGUGUCCAGAGACGAGCGACAAAAUGGGUGAUCGGCCUCCGCAACAAAUCAUAUGAGGAGAGACUGAAGAAAUUAAGUCUUUUCACACUUAGUUACCGUAGUCACAGGGGAGACCUCAUCACCGUCUAUAAGAUCCUAAAUGACCAGGCCCAUCCUGAUAAGAGCAUCCUGCCAUUAAGUGAUUAUAGGCUUCCACGAGGUAACCCGCUAAGGAUAGCACACCAGAGACCAAGGACUCGAGUGCGUUCACAUUUCUUCUCGCUUCGAGUUUGCCGUCUCUGGAACGCUUUACCGGCGGCCGUAACUACAGCUCCAUCUGUGGAGAUUUCUAAGCGGAAGCUGGACAAUCAUGCAGAAAUGCAUGGUUUGUGUCUCAAUGGCUUACCCUCUUAAAAUUUGAAACCACAUUGUCAAUGGAUAAGCAUACAAGCUAAAUCUUCACGACCCGUCCUGUCUUCUCCCACUGUACCGUCUACUCUAUCUUUCUUUCUUUCUUUAUUAUUUCACUUAUCUCAACCUAUAUUAUCUACACUACAACCUUUUAUUAUCAUUAUCAUUAUUAUUAUUAUUACUCUACUUUUAUGACUAUACCGAAUGACCAACGGGUGUUAGGUCAAACUCCAUUCACGGCAGCAGCUGAGUCCUAACAUACUGCACACUACAAACCACAAUCUUGACCAAUCCUCGCAUCACUCCUCCUGGAGUCUACCAGAGCUAAAGCAGUCGAGUGGCGGGAUUUACUACGCAUAAGUUCACCGAAGAUCUGGAACCUCUACCUUAAAAUCAAGAAGCGAGCUCAAAGAAAUCACUGGUUUAUACUAGCUCGUAAUCAGGAUAUAGGAUAUUGGAUAUUGGAUACUUACUUUUUGCGUCACUAUGAGUAGCUUGGAUUUGAAACCAAAAUAUGAAAUAGGUGAAAAAUUACUUUGUUUCCAUGGGCCUCUUAUGUAUGAGGCAAAAUGUCUAGACGUCAAAGUGAAAGAAGAUGGUGUAAUGUAUUUUGUGCAUUACCAAGGUUGGAAUAAAAACUGGGAUGAAUGGGUGACAGAGAAACGUAUGUUCAAGUAUAAUGAAGAGGGUUUGAGAAAACAAAAUGAAUUAGAGCGACAAAUAAAAUCGGGCAAGGUUAAAGUUUUGAGAAAGUCCGACUUGAAGUCACAGUCAUUGCCACCUCCAGAAGUCCUGGAGGACGUCGAGCGGACAUUGAGGCCUGGUCAAGUGAAACAAGAAAGAUGGCCUUCUCUCUCAGCCUCGUUUGUCGAUGUCACUGCCUCCAUCUUUGAAAUCUUGGCUUAUAGAUGAUUGGGAUUUGAUUACUCGUCAAGCUCGGUUUGCUGGAGGUCUUUGGGCGAAGUCGUACUGGUGGGGAACAGGGGUGUAACAGCAGUGAGGUGUUUCCUUCAGAUGACCAGCAAGCCAGCCACCUAUGCUGUCUCUCCACUCUGGAGAGAGGGGGUUAAAAAAGAUUGACCCCAAAAAUUGUACAUCCCAACUUACCCGACCUACGGUGGUCCGUAACCGGCGGUAAGUUUACUAAUACGGAACCAAAUCAAGAAAUCAGUUGUGUCCCCUGGGCUCUGCGGUCACGCAAAACUAAACGUCUCUCUGUUUCAGGUACCCGAAGAAUCAAUCAACUUCCACAGUGGUGUGGGCAGCCGGAAAGUAACAACCGCCCACACACACUUCCAAAAGCACACGAAGCCUUCCUGAUUUACUUUCGUAUUGAUUCAGUGGAAUGAGUUCUCAAUACCCCUAGUUAAAACUUAUUGUCCUCAGCGUAUUUUGUUCUUUUCUGUGAUAAAUUGUCUUCUCACUACUAUUGUAGUGUAAAUCUCACUUCAUAUUAUAGAGACAAAGGUUUGUUUUUUAUGUGACUGGCGGUAAUAAUAUCUUCCAUGCAUAUCUCUGGUAUUUGCAUUGAGUCAUUUCUGUUGUAUGUGUUCUGUUGGGUGUAGACUCAAUGGACCAGGCAGGAUGCAGUAAUCAAUCUCUCUCUCUCCACCUACAUAGAUUACUUCUUAGAAUUUCAACCCUCUCCCACCAUGCUAUUGUGUGGUUGUAUGUUAAUGCAUGCAGUGCAAUGUAGUGCUGAGUGCUUUUUUUCUAAAUUACUUAUCUUCUCGGGUGGGGUCAACCAUUCUUACCUUAGGUAAAUUCUUAUUUUCCGACAAUCCGACUACUCCCGACCUACUAGUUUGACCUAUGUAAGUAGUUGACGUAACUCACAGUCAUUGCAGGGUAUUUUGUAAAUUAUAUUAUUUUGUGUAAUUGGGUCAACCGACAGGGUCCUACAGAGCCUACAGACGUUGUUCUACCCGAGUUAAUCAGUUUGUAGGUUUGAAUGCCACUACUCUAAUUCCUGCUUUAUAAAGAAUCCUACGUGGGGAGUAUCUCAGAUGUCCCCUCCCUAUAUGGUAUAACUGCUGUAGAUGACUUAUAUUCACUCUUAUUUAUAUUAUCAUUACUAGUUUCAGAAUUAUUUUUAUUUUGCUCUUGGCCUUUUUCUAUCUUCCUAAUGAAAUUUAUAAUUUAUUUGACACCAACGCCUCUUCUUCUGUCUGUUUUAUUUCAUCAUUUAGGCCUUUUCUUGUGUUACUUAGUGCUAUUGCUCGGUUUGUUAAACACGUAACUUAACUAAGCCUGCCUUAACAGACAGAUAACGGACAGAUGAGAUGAAUUAAAGUCUGAAUAUCUAUUAGCAGAAUGCGUUAGCUUUUUAAAAACGCUAGUGUGCAGUUUACCUUCUUCUAUUCGUUUUAUUUUACAAUCUAACAUCACAGCUAAUUCUCCUUGUUUAUUUACCGAUUCAGAUGCGAAUUUUAUUCCCUCUACUAGUGAGUUUAUAUGUGUCAAGAAGCUAGAGGUUUUUCCUUUCUGAAUUAUUUUUUCUUCGGUUAAAUUUUCUCAGCUUUAUGAACUGCCUGCUUCUCA